Molecule: messenger RNA, 1822 nt
Organism: Momordica charantia (bitter melon)
Lineage: Eukaryota; Viridiplantae; Streptophyta; Magnoliopsida; Cucurbitales; Cucurbitaceae
Gene: PPR336
Product: pentatricopeptide repeat 336
Molecular function (GO): protein binding
Source: RefSeq, a predicted model, not a curated record
CAAGGACGGCGAAGAUUAAAGGGCUCACCCAGCACAGGAUCGCAAAAUCCGCCUUCGUCUUCAAGCUCCUUCCCAAAACCCUAGACCUUCAUUUCUCUCACUCUUUCUCUGCUAAUCAUUCCGGCUCGCCAUGGCGCUUCUCAAUCGCCUCCGCCACGCCUUCCCUUCGAACUCGACUUACAUGAACUAUCGUCUUCACUACCGAUCUCUCUCGUCAAUCCUUUCCCCUGAUUCCGCUAAUCCUAUGUCAGCAAAACAGAAAUCAAGGGCCGCACUUUCCCUGCUGAAAGCCGAAGAUAAUCCUGAGCGUAUAAUCGAUAUUUGCCGCGCCGCUACUCUCACUCCAGAAUUACACCUCGAUCGCAUCGCUUUCUCUGUUGCCAUUUCCAAGCUUUCAGAGUCCAAGCACUUCGAUGGAAUUCGCCGGUUCCUUGAGGAAUUGAAGUCUCGCCCCGACCUCAAAAACGAGCGUUUCGCUUGCCACGCUAUUGUUCUCUAUGGUCAGGCCAACAUGCUUGAUCACGCUAUUCGUGCUUUCAAGCAAAUUGACGAACUGGGUGUGCGUCACUCGGUGAAAUCGCUCAACGCAUUGCUCUUUGCUUGCAAUUUAGCUAAGGACUACAAGGAACUGAAGCGAGUUUAUAUGGAGUUCCCUAAGAUUUAUGGAAUCGAACCAGAUCUCGAAACGUAUAACAGAGUAAUUAAGGCGUUUUCAGAGUCGGGUUCGUCGAGUGCUGUGUAUUCGAUAGUGGCGGAGAUGGACAGGAAGGAUGUCAAGCCAAAUGCGACCACUUUUGCGAAUUGGCUGGCUGGAUGCUACAAGGAAGAGAAGUACGAGGAUGUUGAGAAGGUAAUAAAGUUGAUGGAAAAAUAUGGCGUGCGGCGUGGAGUUGGUAUAUAUAAUGCAAGGAUACAGAGUCUUUGUAAAUUGAAGAAGUCCUCGGAGGCGAAGGCCUUAUUUGAUGGGAUGUUGUCGAGAGGUAUGAAACCAAACUCUGUCACAUACUGCGAAUUGAUUCAUGGGUUCUGUAAGGAAGGAAAUCUGGAUGAAGCUAAGAGUCUCUUUAAGAGAAUGAUCAACAGCGGUUGCCAACCGGACAGUGAUUGCUAUUUCACUAUGGUUUUCUUCCUUUGUCGUGGAGGGGAUUAUGAAACAGCAUUAAAGAUCUGUGGGGAAAGCAUGGAGAAGGGGUGGGUUCCAAAUAUUACUACAAUGAAGUCUCUUGUUGAUGGGCUGGUUAGCAUUUCGAAGGUCGAAGAGGCAAAGCAACUUAUUGGGCAAAUCAAGGAGAGGUUCUCAAAGAAUGUUGAGAAGUGGAACGAAAUUGAAGCCGCAUUACCUCAGUGAAGAAAUUCUGGGGUAAUGUGAAACCACCAUCUUCAAUACCAAGCGAGCGUUGAGGGAAAUACUAGAGAAUGCGGCAUAUUCUUGGCUUAAACUAGUCACCCUCUGCAUAUGUUUUACAUUGGUACAGUUAAUUGUUUUGAAAUGAAGCUGUACUCAAAAGGGAAUUUUUAUGACAUUGGUUAUGCAGUCAAGUCCACUUCUGAGAGGACAUUUUAUCCUUGACGCAGAGCCAAAAGAAUUCUAAUGUCAAGUUUUAUGCUCUAUCUUUUCUGCUGGUUGAAAUUUGUAAUGCUGUAGUUAUGUGAAUUCUCUCGCUAUUGGUAGGUUUUUCCAUCUGCUCAAAGACGUGGGAAAAUGGGCUUGAUAUGUGGUGGUGGCUGUCCUGUUAGCAAUUUAUUUACUGACGGAAACCAGAUUGUUUUUAAGCAAUUUUGUAUGUCAAUAAAGAGAGAAACUUGACAUUGGUUUAUUUAA